GCCUCCUUCCCUCAGGAAGAAUUCAAAGGUCGCACCGUUCCCGUUCUUCUCUCGCUGGGUGAGACCUGAGCUGUGUGCAUCCAGCCGCGGGGUGUCGGCAGUGCGGGAACCUCGGCUCUGUCCAAGAAUUGCCACACUCAGAUACUAAUCUCAGUGAGAUAUUGAUGGUUUAUUGAAGUCCUGUUCCAGACUGAUCAAGAUCAGGGUCACAGAAAGGAUUUGGGAGCCUAACUGAUGCUGGGACUUUCGGAAAUCUCAGCAUGGUUGAGAUAGAGCAGGCCGAGGCCCAGCUCUCUGAGUUAGAUCUCCUGGCCAGUAUGUUCCCUGGUGAGAAUGAGUUCACAGUGAAUGACCAGCUGGCAUUAGCGGAGCUGAAAGAUUGUGUUGAGAAGAGGACAAUGGAGGGGCGCUCAUCACAAGUAUACUUUACGAUCAAUAUGAACCUGGACUUAGCUCAGGAAGCAAUGGUGAUGUUUUCUCUGUCUUGCAUUCUUCCCUUUAAAUACCCUACAGUCUUGCCCGAAAUUACAGUCAGGUCAGCAUCACUGAGUAGGUCCCGGCAGACUCAGCUGAACACAGAUCUAACAGCACACCUGCAGAACUAUCUUGGAGAUGUCUGCAUACUGAAUGCCACAGAGUGGGUGAGAGAGCAUGCCUCUGACUAUGUCGACAGAGAUACCUCAGUCUCCCCCACCAAGGACAGCACCAUCCAGCCAGUGGACCUCACUGUCACAAGGCUCUGGAUCUAUAGCCAUCAUAUCUACAACAAAUGCAAAAGAAAAAGCAUUUUAGAGUGGGCAAAGGAGCUGUCCCUGUGUGGGUUCAGCAUGCCUGGGAAACCUGGUGUUGUUUGUGUGGAAGGCCUACAGAGCGCUUGUGAAGAAUUCUGGUCAAGACUGAGAAAAUUAAACUGGAAGAGAAUUUUAAUUCGCCAUCGAGAAGAUAUUCCUUUUGAUGGUACAACUGAAGGAAUGGCAAAACAACAGAAAUUUUCCGUUUUUGAAGAAAAGGCCUUCAGUGUCCAUGGAGCCAGAGGAAACCACAUGGACUUUGGUCAACUGUAUCAGUUCUUAAAUGCCAGGGGCUGUGGGGAUGUUUUCCAGAUGUUCUUCGGUGUAGAAGGACAGUGACUGAGCAGGGGGUGGUCAGACUGCUGGGCCGCUGCUCCUCUUGUCAUUGCUUCUUCCCAUUCUAUAUUAAAAUGUGAUUUUAGUUCCA
This is a messenger RNA of Psammomys obesus (fat sand rat), 1218 nucleotides long. It is a transcript of the gene Rwdd2b, whose product is annotated as RWD domain containing 2B. The transcript is spliced from 6 exons. NCBI's taxonomy places the organism in Eukaryota, Metazoa, Chordata, Mammalia, Rodentia, Muridae. Gene Ontology annotation, molecular function: protein binding. The coding region runs from base 261 to 1130 and encodes 289 amino acids. The record is from RefSeq and is a predicted model, not a curated record.